UAAACCCUAACUAGAUUCCGUCCAUCGCAAUGAGCGGAAGACAACAGAUCGAGGCCCAGUUCCUUGAAUUGCAUUUGUCAUCUCCCAAAAUUUUUCGAAGGGUCAGAUUCCAAGCUUAGCACGAAUAGCAGACUGCUAAUUGCAUCAGGGAAAUAGCAGGGAAGUGUUAUGUGUGAGCUCUGGAUCUGGGAGUAGGCAUCAGGGUGAUUAGUGGUGGAGUGAUCCAGUUCGAAGUAAGGUGGAAGCCAAGAAGGUGGCAUAUCUGAGGUACAUGGACUGUAAUGUUGAGGAGGAAAGAGCGGCGUUACGAAUGGAGUACAAGAAGGCACGUAAAGAAGCUAAGUUAGAGGUUACGAGGGCAAAGAAUGCCGCCUUUGAACGCCUCUACAAGGGUAUAGAGGAGAAAGGCGGUGUUAAUCAACUAUUCCGGCUUCCUAAGGUGCGUGAGAGGAAGGCCCGAGAUCUGGACCACGUGAGAUGCAUGAAGGGCAGCGGUGGUAGAGUGUUAGUUGAGACUGCCAAGGUGGCUAAGCGUUGGGGAGAGUACUUUUGUGAACUCUUAAAUGCGGGAGGAGACCAGAGGCUAGUUCUUGAUGAGCUGGGGCAGUUCGAGGCAUCUCGUGACUUUGGGUAUUGCCGGCGCAUUUGCGUGGAAGAGGUGGCUCGGGCUCUUUGCGGGAUGCGUAGUGGGAGAGCUUUGGGACCAGAUGAGAUUCUGGUGGAGUUUUGGAAGCAUGCGGGUCGUGGUGGGUGGGUUUGGUUAACCAAACUCUUCAAUGUUAUCUUCUGGACAACUAUGAUGCCUGAUGAGUAGAGGGAGAGUCUCUUGGUCCCUCUGUUUAAGGGCAAGGGUGACAUUAAGAGCUGCGAGAAUUACAGAGACAUCAAACUGCUUAGCCACACCAUGAAGGUUUGGGAGCGAGUCAUUGAGUAUAGGGUGCAGAAAGGGGUAUGCAUUGAGUAUAGGGUGCGGAAGGGGGUAUGCAAUUCCGAGUGAGAACAUCACUACCCAACACAAGCUACUGGUGAUGGAUGUCAUGAUCAGGUGGGUGAAACAUAUGAGAGCUACGGGUGGCAACACACAAAUCAGGUGGAGGAGACUAAGGGGGGAGAAAAUCUCUGAGUUGAUCAGGCGAGUGCAGAAGAGAGGUGCGUGGGAAUCGGCCGGGGAGGCUACUGAUAUGUGGGCGCAAACUGCAUGAGGGAAACAAUCAGGGAAGUGUUAGGUGUGAGCUCUGGCUCUAGGAGUAGGCAUCAGGGUGAUUGGUGGUGGAGUGAUUCAGUUCGAAGUAAGGUGGAAGCCAAGAAGGUGGCAUAUCUAAGGUACAUGGACUGUAAUGUUGAGGAGGAAUGAGCGGCGUUACGAGUGGAGUACAAGAAGGCACGUAAAGAAGCUAAGUUAGAGGUUACGAGGGCAAAGAAUGCCGCCUUUGAACACCUCUACAAGGAUAUAGAGGAGAAAGGCGAUGUUAAUCAACUGUUCCGGCUUGCUAAGGUGCAUGAGAGGAAGGCCCGAGAUCUGGACGACGUGAAAUGCGUGAGGGGCAGCGAUGGUAGAGUGUUAGUUGAGACUGCCAAGGUGGCUAAGCGCUGGGGGGAGUACUUUUGUGAACUCUUAAAUGCGGGAGGAGACCAGAGGCUAGUUCUUGAUGAGCCGGGGCAGUCCGAGGCGUCUCGUGUGUAUUGCCGACGAAUUUGCCUAGAAGAGGUGGCUCGGGCUCUCCGCGGGAUGUGUAGUGGGAGAGCGUUGGGACCAGAUGAGAUUCCGGUGGAGUUUUGGAAGCAUGCGGGUCAUGGUGGGUGGGUUUGGUUAACCAAACUCUUUAAUGUUAUCUUCCAGACAGCUAGGAUGCCUGAUGAGUGGAGAGAGAGUCUCUUGGUCCCUCUGUUUAAGGGCAAGGGUGACAUUCAAAGCUGCGAGAAUUACAGAGGCAUCAAACUGCUUAACCACACCAUGAAGGUUUGGGAGCGAGUCAUUGAGUAUAGGGUGUGGAAAAGGGUAUGUAUUUCUGAGAACCAGUUUGGUUUCAUGCUUGGCAGAUUGACUACAGAGGCCAUUCACCUCGUGCGGAGGUUAAUGGAAGAGUAUAUGGCUAGGAAGAAGGACCUUCAUAUGGUGUUUAUUGAUCUUGAGAAGGCGUACGAUAGGGUGCCAAGGGAUGUUUUAUGGAGGUGCCUUGAGUCGAGAGGAGUUCCCAUUGCGUACACUCGCGCGAUCAAGGAUAUGUACGGUGGGGCUAGGACUAGGGUGAGGACCUCCGGGGGCAACUCUGAGUCAUUCUCAAUAGGGAUGGGGUUGCACCAGGGGUCUGCCCUGAUCCCUUUUUUGUUCACCUUGGUGAUGGACGUCCUGACACAAAGUGUUCAAGAAGGGGUCUCAUGGUGCAUGCUUUUUGCAGAUGAUAUUGUGAUUAUCGACGACACGCGUGAGGGACUAAACGAUAAGUUGGAACUAUGGCACAUUGCCCUUGUGACCAAUGGAUUCAGAAUAAGUAUGAACAAGACAGAAUACAUGGAAUGUCGUUUCAGCGGUCGGAAAACGGAAUCGGAAGUGGAAGUUAGGAUUUACUCUCACCUAGUGCGUAAGGUAGACAAGUUUCGAUAUCUUGGCUUGGUAAUUUAGGCUGAUGAGGAGUUAGACGGGGAUGUUGGACAUCGUGUUGGAGUGGCUUGGGCCAAAUGGCGGUUGGCUUCAGGGGUGUUGUGUGAUCCGAAGAUUUCGCCCAGGAUGAAAGGUAAGUUCUACCAAUCCGUAGUCAGACCUGCUAUGUUAUAUGGGCAGAGUGUUGAGCGGUUAAGAAGACUCAUGUGCGUCAUCUGCAUGCGGCGGAGAUGCAGAUGUUACGAUGGAUGUGUGGGAAGACAAGGUUGGAUAGGAUUUUGAACGAAGUUAUCCAACGUCAGUUAGGCAUGGCGCCGGUGGAUGAUAAGCUGCGGGAAGCGAGGUUGAGAUGGUUUGGUCAUGUGAGGCGGCGGAAUGCUGACGCCCGUGUACGGAGAUGCGAGAGGAUUACGGUUGUCGGGGGAAGUUUUUGUUGCCCAUUUGAUAAAAUAAUAUAGUCACAUCACCUCUAAUUUUUUUAAAAUUUUUAAUGUAGGUUUUAAAUAAUGAAAUUUGCAUUAAAUAGUACUAAAAUAUAUAUGUCUUUUCUCAAUGUAGUACUUAGAUUUUUUUAUUGAAUAGUACUUGAAUAAUGUCUAUGUCAGAAA
Messenger RNA from Cuscuta campestris, 3210 nucleotides. The record is from the annotation of a GenBank genome assembly. NCBI's taxonomy places the organism in Eukaryota, Viridiplantae, Streptophyta, Magnoliopsida, Solanales, Convolvulaceae.